AUGAGAUUCGGGGUGCUGCGCUUCAUCGACACCAUGAACUUCUGCAAGGCUGGGUUGGGCGGCCUCAUCGAGUCUCACAAGCGUGCUGCUCUCAAGAUGGUGCCCCUCGGUGACAGGAGUGAAGUCUUGGCCCUGGAGCGUGCUUUCCCGCUGACGGCUUCGAGGCACCCCUUCUUGAAGAGUGCUGGUGAUGGUGUCUGGCCAGCGUUGUUGAGGAAGCUGCCCAUGCCGUGGGAUUACUUCGUCGACUGCGAUGACUUUGAGAAGCCCCCUGUGUGGCCAUUGGCCUGCUACCACAGCAGGCUGUCCGGCGACUGCACCGAAGAGGAAUACGACCAACUGCAGAGAACUUCGGACUUCAUGGGGUUCAGCUGCUUCAAGGAGGUUUUCGACACCUACCUGGCCCUUGACAUCACGGCCUACGCUGACCUUAUGCAGAUCUUCAGACAGCACUUCUUUGAGACGCACCACCUGGACCCGUUCCUGUAUCCUUCGCUCCCAUCUGCUGCUUGGGAUGCUGCGCUUCGGAGCGUCGCGCAGCAAGGUGGCAGGCCGUUCCGGCUCAUCACCAACUUGGACGUCUACAAAGACGUCAAGAAGGCCAUGAUGGGUGGAUUGUGCGCGGUCUUCAGACCUCGCAGUGAGGCUAAUUUCGAGGGCAUUGAGGGGUAUAACGACCGCGUCCCUGCGAAGCGGAUCAUGUACCUUGAUGUGAAUUCGAUGUAUCCUCACGCGAUGACCAAGUACUUGCCAUGCUCAAGCGGCGAGGCUGUGACGCUCCCAGAAGGCGAGGACGAGAAGUUGAAAUGGCUUCACGACAUGCUUGAUUCAUUCGACCCUCUUGAGGACUGCUGGCAGACGGUCUACCUGGUUUUCGUCGACUAUGACUUCCCCGAGGACCUUCACGACGGCAUCGACUUUCCGCCUCCUUGCAGAAUGGCUGUUCCUGUUGAAGAAGUUGGGCCCUACACAAAGGAAGCUGUCCGAGGCCGUAGGGCGACCGAGAAGCUGGUUCCUUAUCUUGGCCUCCACGAGUUCGAAGGCGUCCACAUCAAGCGCCUGGAGCGUUACCGCAACAGCACCCACUACUUUGACCCGGUGUCCUUCAGCAGGGCUCAAGUUGACCGCACCGUCGCGGACUUUGACACCGAGAUCUUCGAACGCGAUGCCUUUCUGGCUACUGUCCACCGAGUUCGGCUUGGAAAGAGGAACGUGAAUCGCAGCCCGAUUCAAUUCGGAUGGGGUGUCUUAGAAGAGGCCAAACUUGAUCUCAGCGUGCAGUACUGGAUGAUCAAAAUCACACUUCCGAGGGUGGUGCCACUUUUAACGGACACCGACAGCCUCAUCCUGGAGAUCAUCGGCAAUGUUGACCCCAUAACGUUGCUCGCACAGGCUAACCUCGACCUGCUCGUGGAGUUUGACCUCAUCG
Messenger RNA from Symbiodinium pilosum, 1429 nucleotides. Lineage: Eukaryota; Dinophyceae; Suessiales; Symbiodiniaceae. The record is from the annotation of a GenBank genome assembly.